Messenger RNA from Anopheles funestus (African malaria mosquito), 2515 nucleotides. RefSeq names its product wiskott-Aldrich syndrome protein family member 2. The transcript is spliced from 4 exons. The coding region runs from base 324 to 635 and encodes 103 amino acids. The record is from RefSeq and is a predicted model, not a curated record. NCBI's taxonomy places the organism in Eukaryota, Metazoa, Arthropoda, Insecta, Diptera, Culicidae.
GGUCGAAUGUAUAAAAUCACUUCGCGCUGGCUACCGACAGAUCAUUCCACGCUCAGUGCUUCAGCAGCCAGGAUCGCACCAUCCUCGUUCCCGUGUUAUUCUUCUUCUUUAGUAAAUCAUUUCGAUCCAAACCCACCUUCUUGGAAUCUAUUCCAUUCCCUUUCCACCCUCCCUUCCAACGUUCUAAAGCUUCCUAACCAAUCUGAUUUCAACACCGUGCUGGAGACAGCAACAAGUGAACAAGCAGCAAACCUGUGAUAUAUCCGCUUUUUUUUCGACAUCGCGUCGUGCUGAAGUUUAAAUCAAACCCUCCACACAUCACUAUGAAUCUAUUCACCAUCUUCUUCGCGCUCGUCCUGGCCGUGGCCACCGUCGCCGGACAACGAUUCGGGUUCCCGCACACGGCCCAGUUCGGGCUUGCCUCGCUAACCGGUGACUUUGGUGGACCGACUGCAUUCGGUGGACAGGAUUUGUCAGGUACUUUGAACGCUGGUAUCAGGGAUCCAAGACAAAACCGAGGCCCAGUUGUAUUCCCGCCCGCACCCGCCGAUGCUCCAGUUGAGUCGAGCGGAGUGAUUGUCGGUGCUUCCGGAUACGGUUUCGUGCCACCGAAUACGCCCCAGAAUUACUACUAAAUAGCAACGUCCUGCAACCCACAAACCAAUCCAACCACCAUUUCCAACCACGUCCCUACGUUCCCACAAUCCGAUCAACGAUCCACCAACCACCACCCCACCUCCCCCACCCCUUCAGGCACUGAUGGGGAUGCAAAAACAAAAGGGUCAACGAAAGGGAAGUGAUCCCCUGUACAAAACCACCGACCGGAAACCCACCCAGGCAGUGGGGGACACUUCAUACCCUUUCGGGAGCUUUGUGUGUAUUGUGUUUGUAUGGCUGCGUGUGAAUGUGUGUGUAUCGUAGUUUACAACUUUAUGUGACUAAUGCGAAACAAACCACCUGUAUCAUAGGGCUUGUCCGCCACAAAACUCCCGAUCGACGAUCGGAUCGCUGCCCAACACCAUCACCAAUGUGUUUCUUUCCAUUUUUCCAGAUGUGAAUGCGUUGUACCGAAAUUUACGAUAUUUCUAAGUCACUGUCACGAUUUACUAUUUUUUGUUGUUGCGCACAAACAACAGAGCAAAGUCUAAGAGCAUUGCACAAACCGACCGAUCGGUACAUUCUGAUCGUAUCCAGUUUUCGGCAAGUUUUAGACGCAACAAUUGGGCAGAUUCCUGCACCAACGAGAUAGCGAUUGGAAUGUUCAAAAUUUAGUUAACCAAACCAGCGCAGAAAUAUAAUCAGAAGCGUGGGAGAUCAGAAAGUAGACGAAGCAAUGCGAAACAGGUGCACCUGUACAAUGCAUUUGGUCACCGGUAAAGUCAGCACGCUAUAGUCCACCGUGUCCGCGCACUGUUCAGAUUAGCUUAGAAAUCCUAGAACUGAUAUGUUGAGGUAUUUGCGAAACGAGAACGUUAAGGAAUUUGAUGCCAUAUCAAAUUUGUAAUUCGAUCAAAACGGCAGUCAAAAAAGUACUGAUGCAGAUUGGUUUCGGGUUGAAUUGAGAUUUUUGUAAAUAAUCACCCGUUUUAUAUGCUCCAAAAUGCAUGUCAAACAGGAACCGAUAAAAGUCACAAUUCGAACCUGAGCUACAUACAUGAUCAUCGAUCGAUCUUCGGUACUUUAUGCUUGUUGUUUAAAAAAUUGUGCAAUCCUUGCGUUUUUUUUGUUGUUGCCUAUUUAAAUACCUAUCCAGAUAGCCAUUUAGUUCCUCACGAUCACGAUCCCGCUAGUAUGGCAACGUUAGGAUUUUUUUGUUCUUUUUUCUUUGUUUUUCCUCUAAAGCACACCAUUCAAUGUAUAGUCUGCCCCAGUAGCGACGGCAUGCAUGUAAAGAUAUUUAUUUGUAAAGAUAAUCAACACCCAACUCACAAUGUGUGCGCUUUUGCUGCAAUGCUGCAACGCCAAAACCCCCGCCAAACAUAACACCGGUUACUCCAAAUGUACAGUACAACCCCUACCACCACCAUUGUCAACAGUCAUCCUUACCAACCCCAAAAAAAAACAUACACACACCCUCCUCCACACGGAAACGCGGAUAACCGGUUGAGCCGUUUCGUUUAUGACAAGAUUGUACAAAGAGCAUUACCAACAAACAAACAAAAAAAAAACAGGGUCCAGCACGCGGCGCCAGUUACUAAAAGCAAGCAAGCAAUUGUAACAUGUAUAGCCUUAAAACAAAAAAUCAAACAAAAAAACCAACUAUCCUUCCUUUUUGUACAAAAGCAAUCCUGUGAAAGAGUAUGUUUGUGCGCGCUUCUGUGUGUGUGUGUCUGUGUGUAGGUUAAGUGUGUUUGAGCGAGCGAACGUUUAGAAUGUCCGAACAGGUGCGUUACGCCCGUGUAUGAACGAGUGGGAUUGAAGUUUCCGUAACACCUUGAUGGUUUCCUUUCUGUACGAUACGUUACAUAGCAAUUAAUUGCUAACUUAAUAAAUUAUUGUAUAGAUGACAUUUAAA